CAAAAUGAUUUAUCAAGAAAAUCAAAAAUAUAAAUUCUCCACUAAGAAUUACACUAAUCCCAAUUCUUCUUUUAAAAAAUACAUAAAAUAAGAGAUUAAGGUUGAAGAUGAAAUAUAAUUAAAAAUUGAGGAAACUCAUCGUUCAUAAUUAUCAACAGAAGAUUUUUAAGAAUCCUCCUAAAUAAAUAAAAUAUAAAAAAGAAGUAAGAUUCAAAAGAAAAAACUUAAGAAUCACACUUAUAAAUCAGAAACAAAAAACAUUCCAAAAAAUUUUGGAGUGUUGUUGAAAAAAUAUUUAUGUAUUCUAUUUAAACUCAAUUAUUAUAAUGAUAGGCACUAAAAAUAUAGAAAACCAAGCAAUUAAAUCAUUUUUAAAAAAUGGAGAGAAUAAAAAGAACUUUUCAAGAGAAGAUUUUACUAAACUCUUCAAUGAUGAAAAUGCAGCAGCAAUAUCAAGAGAAUACUUCUCAGGAUUCUAAAUAAUUCAUGAUCUUAUGAUAAGUGAAAAAAUAUAAGAUGUUAAAAAUCAUCUUAAAUAUAUCAGCAAAUUUUAUAAUUCUACUUAUGAUAAAGAGGAACUUAAUGAAUUAAAAUUAUAAUGA
This is a messenger RNA of Paramecium sonneborni, 602 nucleotides long. Lineage: Eukaryota; Ciliophora; Oligohymenophorea; Peniculida; Parameciidae. The record is from the annotation of a GenBank genome assembly.